This is a messenger RNA of Penicillium macrosclerotiorum, 531 nucleotides long. Its product is annotated as nuclear cap-binding protein subunit CBC2. Gene Ontology annotation, cellular component: nuclear cap binding complex. Lineage: Eukaryota; Fungi; Ascomycota; Eurotiomycetes; Eurotiales; Aspergillaceae. The record is from RefSeq and is a predicted model, not a curated record. The coding region runs from base 1 to 531 and encodes 176 amino acids. Gene Ontology annotation, molecular function: RNA cap binding. Gene Ontology annotation, biological process: mRNA cis splicing, via spliceosome. The transcript is spliced from 5 exons.
AUGAGCCAGUUGGAAAUCAACACGGUCGAUCGUCUGGAUCGACCAAGCGCAUACUAUGUAGGAAAGAAUAAGCGACGUCGAUAUAAUGACCGAGACGAAGAACAAGAGCAGGAGGAUCCAACAUCUAAGCUGCGUGGCGCUACUACACUCUAUGUCGGCAAUUUGUCAUUCUAUACAACUGAAGAGCAGAUCCAUGAGCUUUUUGCCAAAUGUGGUGAGAUCAAGCGCCUGGUCAUGGGUCUCGACCGGUUUAACAAAACACCUUGCGGAUUUUGCUUCGUCGAAUACUACACACACCAAGAUGCGCUCGAUUGUUUGAAGUAUGUUGGAGGCACCAAGCUGGACGAACGCAUUAUUCGAACCGACCUGGACCCUGGUUUUGAGGAGGGGCGACAGUAUGGACGCGGUAAAUCUGGUGGUCAGGUCCGUGAUGAAUACCGAGAGGAAUACGAUCCAGGCCGUGGUGGCUAUGGCCGUGCAUACGAUGAGCAGCGUCAACGAGAAGAGGAUGAGUAUGGGCAAGGGAGGUAA